AUGGCGACACUCAACGACAUGUACGUAGACGACCUUCUAUCAAGAUCUUCAGAUACUGAAUCAGCAAUUCAACUACAGGACGGACUAAUCAAUACUUGCAACACAGGACUCGAUUAUUGUGGACUUUUCUACAUCAACGACAGCAGCAGCCAAGAAAAUAAAGUAUAUGUGGCUAUCUUCAUUUGCUUUGAAACUGAAGCAGUUCAUUCGGAAAGUGUCAACUCUCUCACAAAGCACGAUUGCUUAGACGCUGUAAAACGAUUUUGCGCCAAAAGAGGAUUACCGAAAGCUUUUUACAGUGACAAUUCGAUGACUUUUAUGGGCUCCGCAGGUAAAAAUGAAUUCCAAAAACUGAUGAUGAACAAAGAAUUUACAGAAACCGUCAGCACCUUCACCAACGACAACUCAUUUUCAUGGUACCCUAUUCCACCGAGAGCGCCAAAUUUCGGAGGAUUAUGGGAAGCGGCAGUGAAAUCGAUGAAACGACUUUUCUUCAGAACAGUUGGGAAAACGCGACUACAAUUUCAUCAGUUCCUGACAGUUCUGACUCAAAUUGAGGUCAUCCUCAAUUCAAGGCCACUUGUUACGCCAUCUAAUGACGUCAAUGAUGCACUCUCUUUAACGCCAUGA
Symsagittifera roscoffensis is the source of this 630-nucleotide messenger RNA. RefSeq lists its product as uncharacterized. Gene Ontology annotation, biological process: DNA integration. NCBI's taxonomy places the organism in Eukaryota, Metazoa, Xenacoelomorpha, Acoela, Convolutidae. Gene Ontology annotation, molecular function: nucleic acid binding. The record is from RefSeq and is a predicted model, not a curated record. Bases 1 to 630 code for a protein of 209 amino acids. The transcript has 2 exons.